Messenger RNA from Eruca vesicaria subsp. sativa (arugula), 344 nucleotides. Lineage: Eukaryota; Viridiplantae; Streptophyta; Magnoliopsida; Brassicales; Brassicaceae. The record is from the annotation of a GenBank genome assembly.
AAAACUUUGAAAAGCUAAUAAUCGCAUUUUUAUGGAAGCUACAUCACAGAGUUACCUUGGUGCUCCACAAACCUCUACACAAGAAACAAAAAAUUAUUUAAUGUCACUCCAUUCGACCAGAAAGCAACCUUCAAUACCUUUGAAGAGGCCUGUAUCAUCGCCUUUGAAGUCAAUGCAUUCCCAGGUUUACCGAGUCGAGCCAGUUAACUUCAAAGAGUUGGUUCAGAGGCUAACUGGUGCACCUGAGCACGACAAUUAACAUUUCAUUUAUCAUCUUCAUCAUGGGGAGAUUUAUCACUUCAGACUCCUGCAAAUCUCUCCAGAUGGUAGCUUUUAUAUAGGAC